Staurois parvus is the source of this 266-nucleotide messenger RNA. The record is from the annotation of a GenBank genome assembly. Lineage: Eukaryota; Metazoa; Chordata; Amphibia; Anura; Ranidae.
CAGGGGCGGACUGACCACUUGGAAACUCAGGCACUGCCCGAGGGCCGGGGUCAGUAGGGGGCCCCAUGAGAUGCCCCUGGUACCUUUUUCAUAGGCUUUUUUGAGUUUGGGCAAGGACACAGGGGCCCCAUGAUCCCCUAUUGCCCAGGGGCCCCAUGAGUUGUCAGUCUGCCCCUGGGUGUCGACAUUGCACUUGUCAUCCAUCAGUGCCAAGCAGUGCACCUGUCACCCAUCAGUGCCCAUCAGUGUACCUGUUGCCCCUCAGU